Molecule: messenger RNA, 1365 nt
Organism: Colletotrichum costaricense
Lineage: Eukaryota; Fungi; Ascomycota; Sordariomycetes; Glomerellales; Glomerellaceae
Product: CFEM domain-containing protein
Exons: 4
Coding region: 1-1365 (454 amino acids)
Source: RefSeq, a predicted model, not a curated record
AUGAGGUUCAUCUCUCUGUUCCUGUCCAUGGCUGCGGUGCUCCAUUGCGCCGCGGCCCAAGGCGAUCCUGCUUCAGCUGUAGCAUCGCUACCAAGAUGCGCACAAGCAUGUCUUGUAACAGCGGUCCUCAACUCGCCAUGCGCGCCGACCAACCAGACAUGUAUCUGCACCAAUGCUCCUUUGCAGGUCGAAGUUGAAGCUUGUGUUCUACAGAACUGUACUCUUAGGAAUGCUCUCACAACCAAGAACAUCACCCAGACGACAUGUGGCGCGACACCGAGAAACCGCACGCCGAUGUACAACACCAUCUCUAUCACCAUGGGCUGCCUGUCUGGCGUGUUCGUCAUUAUCCGCCUGGUACACAAAGUUUUUGCGACAAUGGGCGACCUCGGCAUGGACGACUGGUUCAUUCUCAUCACACUCGGCUCCGGCAUCCCAGGAACUGUCAUCAACACCCACGGGUUCGCCGCGAACGGCCUCGGCAAGGACAUUUGGACAGUCUCAUUCACUCAGAUCAACGACUUUGGGUACUGGUUUUUCAUCAUGGAGCCAAUGUAUUUCGGCCAGGUGACGCUGCUCAAGAUGUCACUUCUCUUCUUCUACAUGCGCAUCUUUUCGCAGAGCAGUAUCAAGAAGCUCAUCUGGGGCACCAUCGGUUUCAACGCAGUAUUCGGCCUCACCUUCAUCUUUGUCGCCAUUUUUCAAUGCCAACCGAUCAGCUUUUACUGGACAAAGUGGGACGGAAACCGCAACGGACAAUGCUUGGAUAUCAACGCCAUCGCCUGGGCCAAUGCUGGCAUCAGUAUCGUGUUGGACAUCUGGAUGCUCGCUCUGCCUCUAUCUCAGAUCAAGGGUCUGAACUUGCAUUGGAAGAAGAAGAUUGGCGUGGCCAUGAUGUUCUUCGUCGGCACCUUUGUCACUGUCGUUAGCAUCUUGCGCCUGCAGUCUUUGGUCGCAUUCGCGAAGUCCCAGAACCCAACCUGGGAUCAAUUCGAAGUCGCAACCUGGUCCACCGUCGAGAUCAACGUGGGCAUCAUCUGCGCCUGCAUGCCCUCAAUACGCGUCAUCCUCGUCGGCUUCUUCCCCAAAUUGCUGGGCACGACACGGCGCGGCACAUCCGCAGCAGCCAAGUACUACAUUCAAUCGAGUGGCAACGGUCGCAGUAGGAACAGGACACUGGGCAACGAUGCCAAGGUCAGGACCGUCGAUCGCGACUCGGGGCUCUCAAGCAGCCCGAAUGGCAUCAUGUACACCAAGGAGUACACUGUCGACUAUCACGACGAGACGAGCUUGGUUCACAUGCGCGAGCUGGAAGCGGGCAGCUCAAAGACAGGGAGAACGGGACGAAGUGGUUCCCCGUUCUGA